GGUGCAAUACGGCAGCUAUACCUACACUCAUGGUUAAAAAAAAUGGUUGCCUACUAUAAACAUGUUGUUGAUAAGGGAUAUAAAUAAUAUGAAGGUAUAACCGCUUGUGUCGAAGCACUUAGCCAUUUGAAAAAACGUGGGAGGGUUACUGUUACGAUAGUUCUGUCCAGAACAGGAGUGUCAAAUGCCUCGUUACGCUCAACUUGUGAUGGGCCCGGCGGGAAGUGGCAAGAGUACCUACUGUACUACAAUGAUUCAGCAUGCAGAGGCCAUUCACCGUUCUAUACAGGUGGUCAACCUGGAUCCAGCAGCUGAACAUUUUAACUACCCUGUCAUGGCAGACAUCCGUGAGCUGAUCCAGGUUGACGAUGUCAUGGAGGAUGACUCUUUGCGCUUUGGUCCGAAUGGAGGUCUAGUCUUCUGCAUGGAGUACUUUGCCAACAACUUUGAUUGGCUUGAGGAGAGUCUGGGUCACGUGGAGGAUGACUAUAUUCUGUUCGAUUGUCCAGGUCAGAUAGAGCUCUACACACACCUUCCUGUCAUGAGACAGCUCGUGGAACAGCUCCAGCAGUGGGAGUUCCGUGUUUGUGGGGUCUUCCUGGUCGACUCGCAGUUUAUGGUGGAGACUUUCAAGUUCAUCUCAGGUGUCAUGGCUGCGUUAAGUGCCAUGGUGUCCCUGGAAAUCCCUCAGGUCAACAUCAUGACCAAGAUGGACCUGCUCAGUCCCAAUGCCAAGAAGGAGAUUGAAAAAUACAUGGACCCAGACAUGUAUUCAAUGAUGCAAGACAACGCAGCCAGCAUCAGAAGCAAGAGAUUUAAGAAGUUGACCAAAGCUAUCUGUGGUUUGAUUGAUGACUACAGCAUGGUAAGGUUCCUGCCUUUUGACCGCACAGACGAGGAAGGCAUCAAUAUAGUGUUGCAGCACAUCGACUUUUCCAUUCAGUAUGGAGAAGAUCUGGAGGUUAAGGAGCCAAAGGAGAAUGAUGAGGAUCCCAGCAACACAAACUAUGAUGAAUUAUUCCAGGACAAAUCAGAAGGCUGACACAAGACUUGGAUGAGGAAAAAAUGAAAAAACACAUACUCACACUUUGAAGAAGACAUUUCAAUGGAACUGUAGUAUUUAUUCCUCAGUUUAUUAUUUAGGUUGCGUCAUUAUUUGUCAUUUAGAUAAAAGGGUAUUGCCAAACAACAUCUCCAUCCAAUUACAUUACACAUGUUACCUACCUACUGUUUCUUCAAAACAUUGAAGAAACUGAAAGAAAAUGACAAGUUUUUGAAUAUAUUGCUUAUAUUUUUUAAUAAAAUAUUGUAAAAUGAUGAAACGGAAUGGUGCACUUCCACAGCUACUGUAUAAAGGCAGGGGGGCGUUAUUGUGUAAUUUCAGAUUUUGUAGGUAAAAUCCCAAAACACAUUUUGCCCAAUGCCCCAAUUUAAAUGUUACGGUUUUCAGUUAUUUUAAUUGUAAUACAUGAGUACUCGUUUCAGUUGUGUCCAUUUGGCACUGAAAAUAUUCAACUGAGAGCUUUCAUUUGAUUUCAAUGUACCCAAUUUUGAAUCUAAACCAUAGACCUAUUGCUAAACCAUAAUUUUGUCGCCAUCUUGUGACAUUUAAAUGCAUUACAUUAAACCACUUCCUGUAAAAAAUUGUUGGGUGGGACAAGCGGAAGCAGUGUCUUGCACCACUGACAUUUUUCUGAGGAAGAUUUACAAAAUAACUGUUCAAAAUGCCGGCGUACCACUCCAGCCUGAUGGAUUCUGACACACAGUUAGUUGGAAACAUGGCUAUGCUACCCAUUAAAUCCCAGUUCAAGGGCCCUGCUUCAGACAAGAGUAAGUCUAAAACUCAAAGGUUGUUAAAAUACAUGGAGAGGUGGCCCUCGAAAUGUUGUAUAUCUUUCCUAGUCAACUCAAUGCAGAGGACUAGCUUAAUUGUCUGUUUGGACACAACAUGUUUUGAUUAUAGGGAUCUAUCCUACAUCUUAUAAUACCUUACCAGAAGAAAGCCCUAUUUUGUUUCAUCACAGGCUAGGAUAAAGCUGCAUGUUGCUUCCUUAUUUGGUAUCAUGAGUUGGUCUACAUCCUCUUCCCUUUACUAAAUAACUACUCCACUUCUGUAUACUAACCAUGCUUAAUUAACAGCCAAAGAUACAGACAUCAUUGAAGAGGCCAUCUAUUACUUCAAAGCCAACGUAUUCUUCAAGAACUAUGAAAUCAAGAACGAGGCAGACAGGACACUGAUCUACGUCACCCUGUACAUAUCCGAAUGCUUAAA
Molecule: messenger RNA, 2272 nt
Organism: Hypomesus transpacificus
Lineage: Eukaryota; Metazoa; Chordata; Actinopteri; Osmeriformes; Osmeridae
Gene: gpn3
Product: GPN-loop GTPase 3
Exons: 10
Coding region: 185-1042 (285 amino acids)
Molecular function (GO): GTPase activity
Source: RefSeq, a predicted model, not a curated record